AUGGGCCGCGUACGUGAAACAUUGACGCCGAAUGAUGCGGAAUAGGAUGGAGUACUUGCUGUGGGAUUUGAAGAGGAACCGAUUGUGGUAGAAAGCAACGUAACGGUAGGAGUUGCAUGUCGUUUGGGUAAUGUUGAGCUGACACAACAACUGCUGCAUGCUGGAUAUGGAGCAUUUCCGGAUGAUCGUUCGUGGUGGCCAAUUCAUGAAGCUGCUUAUGGAUUGCAUUUGGAAUGUUGUAAAGUGCUUGUUGAUAGUGGACGUUGUAAUGUGAAUGCUGAGGCGCAUGAUUCUGUUACACCGCUCAUGUUGGUUUGUCGCAUGUCGUAUAGGCAUGAUGAAGCUCUUGAAGUAGCGCAAUACCUUCUUGAUAAUGGAGCGAAUCCAAAUAGUCGAACUUUGGAUGAAAUGACCCCACUGAUUCAAGCUAUUAAAUCUAAAAACACUGCUUUGGCUUUAUUAUUAAUUGACAGAGGAGCCAAUCCAUUCGACGUUUGGUAUGAUGGAUGGUCGGCGCUGCAUGAAUCCGCAGAUACUAAAGAUUUGGUUGUGAUGCGACGACUAAUCAAUUUAGGAGCGGAUAUUUUUGCCGUCGAUACGAACAAACACACAGCAUUGAUGGUUGCUGUGCAAGAAAAUUUUUAUCCUGGCGUAAAAUUGCUUUUGGAAGUAGCUGGAGAUAAAGCAGCUGAAUUGGCUGAUAUAUCAGUGGAGAAUGGAUUGACUUGUAUCAUGGCUGCUGCUGAUGCUGGAUUUGAAGAUAUUCUUUCAUUACUAAUAAGUCAUGGAGCGGAUUGUAAUAAAACUCAGCAUCCAAUUUGGGGCGAUGAUGGUAGUCGAAUACAUGCAAUUGCUGCUGCAGCCCUAAAUAAUCACCCCAAGUGUGUGGAGUUACUUAUACCUCAUGUUAAUAAGGAAAUGUUGAAGGAAACAGAAGUUGAUCCAGUAUCAGCAGCUGCGUAUAGUGGAUCAUACGAAUCUAUUUGUUUGUUGCUCGAUGCUGGUUUUUCAACCGAAGUCCCAAUGUGUUCUUGUGAACCAGUUGGCAUGAUUAUUCCAUAUUUGCGGCCGUUAUUUUCACGUCGAUAUCAUACGCCAUUACGUGAGGCUGUUCGGAAAGGAUACACUUCAAUUGUUGAAAGACUUCUUAAGGCUGGUGCUAAGAUGACAUAUGUAAAAGACUGUUUUUCGCCAUUCUUAUUUGCAUUUCGAAAUCGCAUCGAUCCUGUUAUCCUAUACAAAUUUUUGGAAAAUGACGUUGACAUCAAUGCUAUGAGUAUUGAGCGAACAUGCGAUGUACCAGAUGCAUUAGUAAGUGCCUUGGGUACCUGUAAUCGCCGACAGCUGUUUUUACUUUUGAGUUGUGGUUUGGAUCCGGCUUUGAAGAAUUGGUGCAAAUGCAAAAAUGGCUAUUCAUUGAUGUAUGAUGUUAUGCAGACGACAUAUGUUACAGAUGUUGAUAAAUUAAUAAAACUUUUGGUGUUCUUUUCGCCUGGUAUACCAAAUUGUUGUAAUCAAGUGACAGAAAUUAUCGGUGCUCAACCUAAGGUUCCUGAACUUUUACACUUAAGUCGUCUUGCUGUGCGGAAGUGUUUUCGAACGUCAAAGCUCUUACAUGGUCGAUUUUUGGAUGAUCUUCCUAUUCCGAAAUCCCUGAGAGAUUACAUGACUUUCCAAUCUAUUCCAAAAGAAUUACUUCCAGGUUAG
This is a messenger RNA of Acanthocheilonema viteae, 1707 nucleotides long. Lineage: Eukaryota; Metazoa; Nematoda; Chromadorea; Rhabditida; Onchocercidae. The record is from the annotation of a GenBank genome assembly.